AUGUCACGCCGAAGGGUAGCACGGUCCAAGCCUGCUGCCACCGUGUGCCCCCCAAGAGAUGUUGUUCUAGGUGUAGAUACGGGCAGCACAAGCCUUAGAGCGACUUUUAUAGAUCCCAUUGACCCGAGCUUCAUCUACCACCUUCAGAACAACGAAUCCUCCAGCCGUGACAAACGCUAUAACACUGGAGACUUCGCUACGGAUAUCUAUCCCUUUGACGAUGGCCCUCUGUAUCCAAGCCACGACACCAGGCCCUUCAAGGAUCGCAGAUCAACCCCAGCGAAAUCCGCUCUCUACAUCGUGGCCGGGGCCGAGGAGAAUGUUCUCGAUCAGUACCCGAUGCUGGAUGCGCUCAGGACGAGAGCACAGGAAGAUCCAUCUUUCCGCACACGUCUUGAGGAAGGAUUAGUCCUCAUGUUUUCCGAAUUGUGGAGGAAGUUGCAGGCCACCUGCCAUCGGCGCAACUUUCGCAUCUCGACAGUUGCAUUGUCCGUUCCAACACAGUGGAGAGAAAAUUUCGAGAUCAAGUACAGGGAGAUAAUCGUACGAGCAUUCGGCUUAGCCCCAGAGAAGGUAAUAUUUGAAACAGAGGCACUGUCCAUCGCCCAUUAUCUACUCCGGCAAUAUUCCGACUUGAUGAUCCUCCACGGGGAACCGGCCUACGUUCUGUUCCUGGACUUCGGCGGCCAGAGCAUGAAUCACUGUACGUUCUACGUCGUAGCCAACUCGGACAACCCUGACGAUCGCGUCAUCUACCGUGUUGGGGACGCUGGAGGUGUUGCCGGGGGCAGUGAGCACUGGGAAUACCGGAUCUGUGACUGGUGGCUGGGACAGCAACGAAACCUACACUUAUUUCCUGACACCCCACGGGCUGUCAAUGACCUGCGCGACAGGUUGAACGAGUUGAAGAGAGAAGUCGACGUCAAUGGCAGAAUGGAUUUCUUGCUCAAUGAAGGGGAUGCACUCCACGGCACUGUCUACAGAGUUUCGAUUGCCAGCAACAUUGUCAGGGACAAAUUUGACGAGGCACUCGGCCCCCCGCUCGAAGUGGCCGAGGAGCAGAUCAGAUGUCUUGCCGAGUUCAACAAGGCAGUCACGAGGGUGAUCGUGUCUGGCGGGACAUCUCAUAUCAAACAUCUACAGGGCAUCCUACGACAGGCCUGCAGGUCCAAUGGUAUUCCGGACCCGCAUUUUGUGCGGCCAGAGUGGAAUGUCAAUUACGAGUCGUCCAUGAUUGCGGCGGGCGCUGCGUACAUUCAGGAGAACACAUUGACGGUUAAGAGUUUCAUGGAUCGAGGAGCGGCGUUCGGAUUCCAGCCGGUGAGGAAUGGUGUGGCGGAGAAUAACGCAUACAUUGCCCUGGACGCGUCAAGCAAGAGCUACAAGUACAGGUUCGACUCAUCACAAGAAAUUAGCGAAAUCCGAAUCGUCUGCAACCCGUUCUGCGGCUUGGAUCACACUCGAAUCCAAAAGCGUCGUGGAGCUGCGAGAGCAUCCCGACCGCGAAGACCUACAUUCCCAGUGCAGGGUUGCUACGAUGUCAUGAUCAUACCCGUCGACAAAACCCAAGGUCGCUGGCAAUAUAGCUUACAGUGGACAGGCGAAUUGGACAGUCUCAGCUCAGUGCGUUUAAUGGUGCUAAGGACCGGAACAUUGGGGGUGGAGGUGGUUGGGAACAAGGCGUUCCCAGUCUACGUUGACAAAGCGCAGGGCUGCGUUCACUUCGGGGGAAUGUUCACUGAUCCGGACAACCCUCAUCUACCCCUGCCAAAUGAGCAACAACGCCUCGAGAUACUCUCGGAUUCUGAGAGCGACCAGGAGAGCCAGGAUGGCCUCGAGGAUGGCUUCGAGGAUGGGUUUGUUGGUUCCGACACGACGAGCGUGGGCUUUGGGAGUGCAUGA
Messenger RNA from Thyridium curvatum, 1902 nucleotides. RefSeq lists its product as uncharacterized. The transcript has 6 exons. The record is from RefSeq and is a predicted model, not a curated record. The coding region runs from base 1 to 1902 and encodes 633 amino acids. Lineage: Eukaryota; Fungi; Ascomycota; Sordariomycetes; Thyridiales; Thyridiaceae.